UUAGCAGUUUAUAUUUACCAAAAUUAUUACAAUUCCAUGUUGUGUACUGUGGGAGACCAGAUAUAGUGAAUGCAGGGUCCAGGGAGACCAGAUAUAGUGAAUGCAGGGUCCGGGGAGACCGGAUAUAGUGAAUGCAGGGUCCGGGGAGACCAGAUAUAGUAAAUGCAGGGGUCCGGGGAGACCGGAUAUAGUGAAUGCAGGGUCCGGGGAGACCGGAUAUAGUGAAUGCAGGGUCCGGGGAGACCGGAUAUAGUGAAUGCAGGGUCCGGGGAGACCGGAUAUAGUGAAUGCAGGGUCCGGGGAGACGGAUAUAGUGAAUGCAGGGUCCGGGGAGACCGGAUAUAGUGAAUGCAGGGUCCGGG
Messenger RNA from Staurois parvus, 362 nucleotides. Lineage: Eukaryota; Metazoa; Chordata; Amphibia; Anura; Ranidae. The record is from the annotation of a GenBank genome assembly.